AUGUUGGCUAUCGCAGCCACGAUGAUGCCGCUGGUGGUGUUAGUGGCUCUCCUCCUUCAGGUUGACGUAGGAGGCAUAGCUAGGGGGAAGAGGCCCAAAAACUGCGAAGAAGGUGCUAAGGAUACGGAGGAGGAGGAUGAGGGGGAUGAGGAGGAGGAGGAGGAGGAGGAGGAGGAGGAGGAGGAGGAGGAGGAGGAGGAGGAGGAGGAGGAGGAGGAGGAGGAGGAAGAGGAUGAGGAGGAGGAGGAGGAGGAAGAGGAUGAUGAGGAGGAUGAGGAGGAUGCGGAGGAGGAGGAUACGGAGGAGGAGGACGCGGAGGUGGGGGAGGAGGAAAAAGAUGAGAAGGAUGAUGAGGAGGACGAAGAGGAGGAGGAGGAGGAGGAGGAGGAGGAGGAGGAGGAGGAGGAGGAGGAGGAGGAGGAGGAGGAGGAGGAGGAGGAGGAGGAGGACGACGACGACGACGACGACGACGACGACGAGGACGAGGAGAGUGACGACGAGGAUGAGGAGGAGGAGAGGGAGGACGAGGAGGGGGACGACGAGGAUGAAGAGGAGGAGAAGGAUGGCAACGGGGAGGAGGAGGAGGAUGGGGAUGAGGAGGAGGAGGAGGAGGAGGAGGAGGAGGAGGAGGAGGAGGAGGAGGAGGAGGAGGAGGAGGAUAUGGAGGAGGAGGAUGUGGAGGAGGAGGAGGGGGAAGGGGCAGAAGAGGAAGAGGAGUAUGUGGCAGCAGUGAAGGUCCCAGGAGCGCGAGGAAGACGGGGGAGUGGUACACGGAAGCUGGGGUUACAGCCACGAGCUGGAGGAUCGCCGGUUGGUUGGCUAAGUGCUGGAGGCAAGAGGAAGGGGAGCAUGGCUCUUCGUCUUGACAAGGAGGCCACCACCUCCAAGGGAGCCUUGUGGUGUAGCCAUAUCCGUGAGGACGUGGAGCACGGGCCGGAUUCGCCCGGACAUGCGGCAGGCGGGCGAGAAUGGCCGGGGCCGCCGGCGGAAGGGUCAACGCCGACUGGGGCGGAGAAGAAAGGCUCGCAAUCGGAAGAGCGAUCGAUGCGAAGUGCAAGGGAGGAAGCGGAGCACGGCUCCUAUCAACAGAGCGCUUUGUGGCAGGAAGAGGCGUAG
Messenger RNA from Closterium sp. NIES-65, 1116 nucleotides. Lineage: Eukaryota; Viridiplantae; Streptophyta; Zygnematophyceae; Desmidiales; Closteriaceae. The record is from the annotation of a GenBank genome assembly.